AUGAGGAGAUUUACAACUGGUCUACAAACCCCAAGUAAUAAGUAUUUUUCAAGACCUACGAUAUCGUCAGUUGCAAAAAGUGCAUCAAGGACAGGACGUGCAAGUUCCUUUUUUCGAUCUGGUCCAGGUACUUAUAACGAAACUAGAAACUUGAAGGACAGGGAAGUUCAAAGAACUAUGCAAGCAAAGGUGAUAGAGUUUCUGACUGCAAAUGACUUUCCGUUUCCAAAUCUUGAGAAGAUGGUCAGAUCUCCUACGCGUAGUGAUUUCGCUAAGAUUUUUGAGUUUAUAUAUCAACAUCUCGAUCACCGGUACAUCUUAAAGGGUAAAAUAGAAGACGAGAUGCCACAUCUCUUUCAACUACUGGGAUAUCCAGUACCAUUGAAGCCGUCAACGAUGCAGACCAUUGGUGCUAGCCAUACCAUGCACAUUUUGUUAGGAGCUAUUACAUGGCUGAUUGAUGUUGUUAGGAUAGCAUCCAACUUGCAGCCUCAAGAAUUAUUACUUGCCAGCGACGAUACAGAUGGACAGCGUACAUCACUUGGCUACGGAUAUGUUGUAAAAUGUUACAAACAAAUGAAAGCAAGCAGUGGGUCAUGGACUGAGAGGGAAUUCAAGCAAGAGACAGAAAACUUUAUCCAAAUUCUUGAAGAGAAAGAGGACUUUAUUGCGAUGACUGCGGAACUCACAGCAAAAGAAAAAAAUGUUGAUGAUGAACGCCUCCUUCUUCUAAAAGACCAAGAUGAGUUAAGCAAGUUGCGUGAGGAGUUAGAAACUGCAAGAACUGAUUUAAAAAGUCUCGAGGAGUAUAAAGAACGAGUAAAAGAUGCCAAGAAACAGAUAGAAGAGAAAAAGAAAGCGAUGUUAGACGAGUUGAAUUCCGGUUUAUCGAGGUAUGAAACAAUUAAAAGUAAGGCUGUGGGAGAGCUUACAUCUGACCAAAUACGGGAGCUUCCUGCAAAACGAGAUGAGCUCAAAGGACAUUUUCAACAAAUGACUAUUGAACUGGAGGCUCUUGAGGCCGCUGUAUGUGCUCUCCAACGGGAACUGUUUAAGGAGGGAAGUCAACUUCGAGAGUUAUAUGCUGGCAUGACGAGAGAAUUUGACGACUUACGGCGGUGCUUUGAUACAGCAUCAGAUUCCUUCAUCGCGAAGAUGCAGGAAAGCUCUCCGAACUCAAGUGAUUUCAUCGAAUUUACUGAGGAAAUAGAGGAGCACCUAGGGACUCUGACCAGCCUUGUCAAUAGUAAGGUUACUGCUGUGGAAGAGGAGAAAAUGAGUCUCAAACAAGAAAUAGAGAAAGAGCAUGAACAAACAUUAAAGCGAGAAGACUGGGCAGAUGAAAAGGGGAAGGCCACAUUAAAGUUAGAUGUCGCACAGAAUGAGGUCCAAGCUUUAAAAGAACUUCGUAGCAAUAGGUUACAUGCAUAUGAGGAGUUGGCGAAAUGUGAGAAAGAACAGCAGGCUCAGCGGCGAAAGAUAGACAAUAUGAUGAAGGAUGUAGUCCUAGAUGUGACUGGGAAGUUGGCUGGAGUGGUUAAACUUUGUCAAGCGUGUAGGUUGGGACGAGAAAGAAUGCGCCACGACGAGUCGGUGUUGCGUUGUGCUAUUGACGAAUACAUAGAAAAACAGCAUUUGCUUUCUAAGCUAAAUGAUACUGAACCAGUCCAGUAA
Enterobius vermicularis (human pinworm) is the source of this 1674-nucleotide messenger RNA. NCBI's taxonomy places the organism in Eukaryota, Metazoa, Nematoda, Chromadorea, Rhabditida, Oxyuridae. The record is from the annotation of a GenBank genome assembly.